CAGCUGCUGGAGUUGAGGACACACAACUAUCAGCAGUCCGAUGAUCUGAGGAAGAACUCGGCUGAGCUGAGCGCCUUGCGUCACAAGAAUGUGGUGCUGGAAAGAGAUUUUGCUAAAGCGCAGAAGGCUCUGAGUAAGAGCAAACGAGCGCAGGUGAGUGUUCGUCUGUUACCGUGGUUACCAGAGCUCACACUUAUAAACAGCCCCCUCUAGUGCUUGACCAUAGUCUUAGGCUGAAUCCCAAUUCUACCCCUAAGCCCUUCCUCUUCAUCUUACCUCUUCCUCUACCCCUUAAAACCGAGGGCCAAGGGGAAGAAGCCACUAACAAAUGGCGCACCACUUGAUUGUCAUUACGUCAUCACCCUUCACCGCUUGCUGGCUGUGACAUAAGCAGAUGAGAUCAUGAAACUGCUCAUAGUAAAUGUUUCCUACCAUAUGGUAAGGUUCAUACAUUUCUAUAUUAUUUCAGUGUUAUCUUAUCUUAUCAACUAUUAUUUCAAAGUUUAAAAACAUCUGUUUUGGCCUCAGUCUCCUGCUGUUGUUGACUUUCUCCCUCAGAUUCUUUUGUAAGAAAGUCCAGAAUGGCAUUUUGUUGCAUUUUACUUUUCCAUAUUGGGAUUGAGUGGUCCUGGAGUGCUGUGUAAUGUAGCUGAGGGCAGACGGUGAUUUGCUGCAUUACAAUGGUCAUUAGAUAUAAAACACGACUACGUCAGUAAUGUACAUUCCCCUCUCUAGUGCGCUAUUUAAAAAUACAACUUACAAUUAACAGGCUAAUGUGAUCGCUAUCUAUCCAUCCAUUUUCUAUGCCUAUCCUAGCUGACUUCAGGCAAGAGGCGGGGUACACCCUGGACUGGUCGCCAGCCAAUCCCAGGGCACAUACAGACAAACAAUCAUUCACACUCACAUACGGACAAUUUAGAGUAGCCAAUUAACCUAACCUUUUGGAAUGUGGGAGGAAACCGGAGUACCCGGAGAAAACCCUCGCCGGGUACGAGGAGAACAUGAGAUGCCCAAGCGGAGAUUCGAACCCAGGUCUUCCCGAUCUCCUGUCUGUGUGGCCAACAUGCUAACCACUCGGCUACCAUGCGGCCCUGGUCGCUUUUUAAUCAUUGUUUAAUCGUUCAUGAAAUGCAGUAGAUUGCAGUGAAGUUAGAUAUCGGUGUUGGCUUACUAGUUAUAACUAGCGCCAACUAACAAUUCAAAAAAUGGCGAAUAUUUACAUGGAGUAGCAAAUGAUUGAAUAUAUAAUAAAACACGAGUGACGUUACUGUGAAACCCAAUAAUUAUGCGUAAUUACUUACAUUUAUAUGCUUUUUUCGGUCGCCGCGCUUCUGUCUUCUAAGCGGGUGUUGUAGCUCCACCUACCCCUUAAUUUCAAGUCUGGUCCCCAACCACACUUGGUUUCUAGGGCUGUACACCCCUUAGCCCUUAGCCCUUACCCCUUACCCCUUGGUUUAAGGAGAAUUGGGACACCACUUGAUUCUCGUGAACGCGCAAAACCUAGAGGAAGUGGAAGCGCUGCUGAGUGAGAACGAGAUGCUGCAGGGCAAACUUCACAGCCAGGAAGAAGACUUUCGACUGCAGAACAGCACACUUAUGGCUGAACUCUCCAAGUUGUGUGCGCAGAUCGAGCAGCUGGAACGGGAAAACCAGCAUCUAAAACAGGAGGGCGGGGCCACAGCCUCCCAAGGCGGCCCUAACUCCGCAUCCAGUCCUGCUGAUGAAGAGAUGCUCUGCCUCCAGGCAGAGAACGCCACCCUGCAGAAGCAAGUGCGAACCCUGCAGGAGCGCUCUGACACUGAGCAGCGGAGAGCAGAGAGUGCUGCUGCAAGGACAGAGGGAUCAGCCAAUGGAGUGUGUGACGUCGCAGGGAAAGGGGAGGGGCUAGCAGCAGCAGCAGAGGGAGCCAAUGCGAUUGCACAGCAGACAGAAGCUCAGCAGGGACAAACACAGUUACAUGGCCUGUCAGAGAAGAGCGUAGAGGAGAUUGUAGCUAAGCACUCAGCGCUAGGCUGGUCGGCUGCUCUGUGUCCAUUAACUCACUGCUUUGGGGCAGAGCUGGAGGUCUCCCUGAACAACCAACAUGAGGAGAAGAGGCUGCUGAGAGAGCAGCUGCGCCACCUGGAGGCGUCCAAACAGGCCGAAAUCUCCAAACUGCUGGACGACGUCUCUAAGCUAUCUGACAAGUUGAAAAAGAAACAAGAGAGUUUCCAGCGUCUUCAGGCGGAGAAGGAAGUUCUGUACAAUGACAGUAGGACAAAGAUUGAGGAGAUCAACCAGAGGAGAGACGAGGAAGUGAAGGCGACCAACACACGCGUCCACAAGCUUCAGUCUGACCUGACGGCAGCCAAUCAGACUCUGUCGGAGCUGAGAGAAAAGCUGCAGACAAACAGUAAAGAACACCAGCUGGCUGUAAACGCUCUCAAAGAGCAGGUAGCAAGCCAGAGUGCAGUCAGUCAGGAGCAGGUGGACAGCAUCCUGCAGGAGAAUGAUGCUCUGAGGACUAACCUAGCUGCUCUAGAACAGAUACAGACAAGCAAGAUGCAGGAGGUGAGUCUGUUGCGUGAGCAGCAGGAGGCGCGAGCGGCCGAGCUGCAGCAGAGUCAAGCGGAGCAAGAGAAGCUUCUGGCCCAGAGAGAUGAUCUUGACUCGCAGCUUCAGGAGUCCAGCUUUGCAAAUAGGAAAUUGUUGGAGCAGUUAACAGAAGAAGGACAAGAGAAGGAUAAGCUCCUGAGAGAACUGGAUGACACCAAGAAGAUAGCAGAGAAAAGGAAGACCAUACUGGAUGACAUGGCAAUACAGCUUAACCAGGAGAAGUCUGACCACAAGGAGGCGCUCUCAGACCUCAAACUGCAGCACGAGAAGGAGGUCCUUGGGGUGAGGGCUCGCUAUGAGAAAGAGCUACGAGGUCUUCAUGAGGAGAAAAAUCGCUCUGAGGAGGAGAUCCGGCAGCAGCUCAGGGACGAGAAGGCUCGUAGCAAAGACUUGGAGAGUCUUCAGAUGAAAGUGGAAGAGUUUCAUGCUCAACUUCAGUCCAUGGAAGGAACUAAAGGAUGGUUUGAGCGGCAACUAAACGAGGCCCAGGAGAACAUGGAGAAGUUGACUGCGGAACAUCAUCAAGCUAUCAAAGUUUUACAAGACCAACACACACUUGAUCUGCAGGCCAAGCAAGUUGAGGCAGAGGCAGUCCACCAGCAGCUGCUGGAGAUCCAAAAGCAAAGAGACGAACACGAUGAGGCAAUCGUCAAACUCAAACAGGAAAUCAAAGACACUGUGGAUGGACAGAGGAUUCUGGAGAAGAAAGGAAGUGCAGCGCUGAAGGACCUAAAGCGACAGUUGCAAUUGGAGAGGAAGCGAGCAGACAAACUGCAGGAGAGACUUCAAGAGAUUUUGACCAACAGCAAGACCAGAACAGGCCUGGAGGAACUAGUUCUGUCCGAGAUCAACAGUCCAAGUCGGACUCAGCAGACGGGAGACUCGUCCUCCGUCUCGUCUUUCUCCUACAGAGACAUGAUGAAGGAGAACCAGAGUGCUAAUCAGAGCAAGUCGGGAGGAGGAAGUCCUCAGUGUCAGCGGGCCACCGAGCUGUCCGAUGACGAGCUGGGAGAAUUAUUCCAGAGGCUGGCUGAGGUUCAGCAGGAGAAGUGGAUGCUGGAGGAGAAGGUGAAGCAUCUGGAAGUAAGCUGCUCGUCCAUGGCUGAGGACAUCUGCAGAAAGAGCGCCAUCAUAGAGACAUACGUCAUGGACAGCCGCAUUGAAGUGUCAGGAGGUGCUGUCGGGGGUCACGGAGGUUCUCAGUUGGACCGAGGAGGUCUGGGUUCUGUGUUGAGGGACUUGGUCAAGUCUGGAGACGAGAACGUGCGCGAGAUGAACAAGAAGCUGCAGAACAUGCUGGAAGAGCAGCUGACCAAGAACAUGCACCUGCAGAAGGACUUGGAGGUUUUGUCCCAGGAAUUAGUCCGUCUCAGUAAAGAACCCGGUCCUGAUGGGAGUUCAUCUUGCUCGGGAUGAGACUACUUCCUGACGCAUCCUUCCACAUCAUUCACCUCAGCUGAAAGACUGGGCUCAGACUAACACCUGGGACCAACUUCUUGUGAGACUUUUCAUGGUCCUUGACUACUGUCUGGAUUGUUCUUGUCCUCAUCCCAGGCUGUGUUUAAGUGCUGGAAUGUGCCCAUCCAUCCAUAGCAUGCAGGGAAUGGAAAUAAUGAAUGUACUGUAAUGAAACCAUACAUUUAUUGUUCAUCGCCACCUGGGCCUGGCCAAAGCCUGACAAAUGCAAACUGCAUUGAAAUGGAACACUUGAGCUUUCUGUGCACCUAACCCUUCUUUGCCCCCCAAGGACCCGUCCCAUCCUCCCCAACAAACCAGGAAGCCUAUUUGAGGGUGUAUCCACUCAUGCCUUCAUAGUAUGUCUAUGUCCUGGGCAUAGCUCCUACUUAACACGCUGGGACGGACUAUUUGUUGGAGAUCUGUCUCAGUCUUUUACUUAGAAUCCAAGUUGAAUGUGAGUGAAAUAUAUUUAAAUGCUAUCCUUUUAUUAUGUUUGUUUGUGACUUUUUUGUGAAUUGAAGAGAGAAAUGAAACAUCUCGUCUGUCAUAUCUGUCUAUGUCCUGCUUCCCCUGUCAGAUUAUUUAUAAAACCAGACACUACUUAACACUGUGGCCCCUGACUAUGUCUUGGGCUGCUGUCUUUUCUGGCUUCCUGUUUGAGGGCUUGGGUAUGUCCUGGCAAUCUGCUGAUUGUUUGUGAAGUUAGAUGCUCUCUGCAGGAGUGGGAUUUGUCUGAUGUGGUGGGCCGGAACCCCCCCCCUCCUCCCACCAACACAAAACAAUGUGAUCUGACUGGCUGAUCAACUUAAGAAAAUGUUGCUAUUAAUAAUAUUUAAAAAAAACUAGGAUGUAAGGAGAUGCUUUUUAUCGUGAAGCCAAAUAAACAUCCUGAAAUGAA
Molecule: messenger RNA, 4951 nt
Organism: Dunckerocampus dactyliophorus (ringed pipefish)
Lineage: Eukaryota; Metazoa; Chordata; Actinopteri; Syngnathiformes; Syngnathidae
Gene: gripap1
Product: GRIP1 associated protein 1
Exons: 28
Coding region: 1537-4011 (824 amino acids)
Biological process (GO): neurotransmitter receptor transport, endosome to postsynaptic membrane; regulation of recycling endosome localization within postsynapse; regulation of modification of synaptic structure
Cellular component (GO): postsynaptic recycling endosome; glutamatergic synapse; extrinsic component of postsynaptic early endosome membrane
Source: RefSeq, a predicted model, not a curated record